ACAUUUUUUUAUGCUCUUCAAUUUGCCGCAAAAAUCUAAAAAAUCGCAAAAAUGUUGCAAAGAUUCCCGGCACAGACGACGGUGGAGAAUCCCCGCUACGGACAGCUGAUCAUUGGACCUCCUGGCUCCGGAAAGACCACCUACUGCGCCGAGGCCCUCAAGUUCUACCGCGAACUUGGCCGCCAGGUGGGCGUUGUGAAUCUGGACCCCGCCAACGAAAACAUGUCCUACGAACCGGUGCUCAGUGUGAUGGAGCUAAUCACCGUGGAGGAUUGCAUGGAGCACCUGAAACUGGGUCCCAACGGAGCCCUGAUGCACUGCGCCGAGUAUCUGGCCGAUCACCUGGAGGAUUGGCUGUUGCCGGCGCUGCGCAAACUGGGCGCCACCCACAAUUAUUUCCUCUUCGAUUGUCCCGGGCAAAUUGAGCUCUAUACCCAUCACACCGCCAUGGCGCGGGUUUUCGAGCGUUUGGAGCGGGAGCGUUACAGCCUGGUCACCGUGAACCUCAUCGAUUCGCAUUACUGCUCGGAGCCGUCCAAGUUCAUUGCCACCCUGCUGAUGGCCUUGAAUACCAUGCUGCGCAUGAGUCUGCCCCACGUGAAUGUCCUGUCCAAGGCCGAUCUGCUGCGGAAGCACGAGGCCAAGCUGCACUUCAACGUGGACUACUACACCGACGUCCUGGACCUCAAGUAUCUGUUGGACAAGCUGGACGAUGAUCCCACCAUGCGCAAACAUCGCAAACUGAAUGCCGCCAUCUGCUCCAUGGUGGAGGACUACGCGCUUGUUUCGUUCCAACUGCUGGACGCCUUCAGCACGGACAGCAUGCUGCGGCUGCGCAACCACAUCGACAAGGCCAACGGUUACGUCUACAAGGCGGGCGAGGAGCAGACGGUCAACUCACUGCUGGCCUGCGCCGUGGGGGCAGAAACAGAGGCCGCCCGCCAGAGGCACGACAUCCAGCCCUAUGUGGAGUAG
Messenger RNA from Drosophila takahashii, 975 nucleotides. Its product is annotated as GPN-loop GTPase 2. NCBI's taxonomy places the organism in Eukaryota, Metazoa, Arthropoda, Insecta, Diptera, Drosophilidae. Gene Ontology annotation, cellular component: cytoplasm. Gene Ontology annotation, molecular function: GTPase activity. The record is from RefSeq and is a predicted model, not a curated record.